Messenger RNA from Rhopalosiphum maidis (corn leaf aphid), 2789 nucleotides. RefSeq names its product regulator of MON1-CCZ1 complex (gene Bulli). Lineage: Eukaryota; Metazoa; Arthropoda; Insecta; Hemiptera; Aphididae. The transcript has 14 exons. The coding region runs from base 817 to 2685 and encodes 622 amino acids. The record is from RefSeq and is a predicted model, not a curated record. Gene Ontology annotation, cellular component: Mon1-Ccz1 complex; lysosomal membrane; late endosome membrane. Gene Ontology annotation, biological process: regulation of autophagy.
CUAAGACCAAAUAUCAUUAAAAUGAGAAAUAUGUUUUCAUAUUUUUAUAUGCCCAGUGGCCAAUUACCUAGUCAAAUGGUAUGACUCUAGCUCACAAAAAAAAAUAAGUUUAAUGGUGUUAAUAAUAAUUUCCGAUUAAAUUUCAAUUUUCAAUAAGAUUAUCGAAUCAUCGAUUAUCAUAGAAUGAAAAAAAAAACUUAGUAAUUAGAUCGAAAACAAUAUUGUUUUAGUAAAUACCUAAUAAAUAUGUCAUAAAUCAUAAGCGUCUUCCUCGGGGAUAGAUAUUGUGUUUUAUGUUGAUUUCGUCAGUGGGUUUCUCGGCGAUCAAAAUACGACUAGGAUCUCGAGAUCAAAAGCUCGACGUGCUAGUUCGGAAAGUUUGACGGGCCGGAACGAGUAGGCAACAACGUCGAGCAUCGUAGGAAAGUAGGAAAUCCAUUCGUUAUCAGAUUAACUUCGGUCGAACAAUCGUAAUAAUAUUUAUCAAUUUGAUAUUUUAAUACGUCGGUUGCGAAUAUAAUAAUAAUAGUAACAAUCGCCGUAUGAUAAUAUUAUAUUAUUGUUAGUAAGUUUUUAUAAUUGUCGAGCCAAUUCUCGAUCGUAUAACUACGUCUGUUCGUCAACUAUCGAAACACUACAUUUACACUACAUAUUGUACUCGAGUUAAAAAAAAUGUCAUGUCCAGCCGACGUCUCGUGCCAACAAUCUCCGCCAACGUCGACGUAUACGAUCCGGUGACCUGUACGUUUUUGUGCGGAACAUCAAAUUAUUUAAAUAGUGAUUUUAACUAUUCGGUCAGCCAUUAAAAUUUUGACCAUGGAUGAUCAUAAUUGUCUUCAAUUGAACGAAGAUCCAAUUCAGUUUGUUCCUGCAAGUGUUAGCAAAACAACAAAUGUGUUCUACGAUGAAAUAACUGGACAGAUAAUUACUGUUCAUUCCGGUGAGCUGACUGAAAUAAUUGUAACAUCUAGUACUCGUUGUAGAGAAAAUAUGGUGUUUAAAAUUGAAGAUCGGGGACCAGUAUCUUCAAUAAAAAUGUCCCUAAACUGUAAAAUAUUAACAAUGAUGAGAACAGCAUUAUCUGUAGAAUUAAUGGAAAUUAAAGAAAAUACAUUACAAAGUCCUUAUUUUUUGUAUUGUAAAUUCAAAGGUGCCAAGUUGUUGGGUUUCAUUUGGACUGGUAAUAAUGAAAUACUAUUAAUAAGUGAUAAAGGCGUAGAACUAUAUCAGGUUGAAGGCCAAGUACCUAAGCAACGUAUCAUUUUUUCUAAAUCUAUAAAUUUGCAUGUGAAUUGGUUUAUUUACUCAAAUCAUUCGAAAUUAUUAUUACUGUCUAUGAAUUCUUUUGGAGAUUUUCAACCACUCCACAUUUUACCAGGAAAUAUAAAUAAAUUGUCUAAAUUAGAAGUUGAUUUAGAUACAUCACUUAAUAUACCAAAUCAAUCAAUUAGUGAACGUAAUAUUGUAAUGACUACUGUUUACAACAUACUCAGAAUAUUAGUUUUACCAACAAGUCAAAGUCGUAAUGAAAUUAUAGUUUAUACAUUAAACAAAAUGAUGGCGUUUAAAAAAUCACAUAUUCUAAAACUGACGCACAAUGGUAAAUUAUUAAUUAAUGUAGUGGAUAAUUUGAUUGUUGUUCAUUACCAAUAUACAAAGUCUUCUUCUGUAUUCGAUAUAUACAUGGAAGCUGCAAAAGAACAUACAAUAUCACAUUAUUUACCUAUUUUAGAUGAUCUAUCAAUCAAAAGAACAAUUCCAAGAGAAGGAGGAUCACAUUAUGUUUCUCAUCUAUAUUCAAGUAUUUGCAUCUCGUUUCAACCAAACAUAAUAAUAGAUGCUAAAUUAGGUUAUCUGUGGCAUUUCAAACUAAACUUAGCAGCUGUCACCAGAAUAAUUAUGGAUAAAUGUUCACUUAUUGAUUUUCUUCUUUUGCGCCCUAAUUCAAAAGAUAUCACUUUGGAGGUAUUACAACAUAUGAUUUUACAAAAAACAAGUAAUUUAAUUGAAAUAGGAAAUGUUUUUGAUCAUUUGAAUAUUGUAUACAAAAAACACCUCAACAGUCAUAUUAUGAACACCAGUCCAUUACCUAAUGACUACAUGAUCGUUGCUGAAUCAUUGCAAUGUAAAGUUGUUAUAGAACAAUUAGAUGUUUAUAAGCAUGUAUUUGUAAAAUUAGUAGAUAAAUUGGAAAAUACUAAAGAUGAUAAGAAAUUUGCAAUUUCAAUAUUAGUUGAAUACAUUCGAUCUCUAACAGAUAACAAAAUCACUAUUGAACACUUCCUUUAUGAAUUACUCAUAAAUUGUCUAGUAAUAAAUAAAAUGUAUUAUCAGCUUCAUCAGAUGGUGCAAUACCACAUUGUUAUUGAUUCUAAGCCAUUGGCUUGUUUAUUAUUAUCAUUAGAAUCACUUUAUUCACCAGCACAUCAGAUGGCGCUUGACAUGUUGCAUAGAUUGAAUACAGCCCAUGAAGAGAUAGUAGAAGUCUUGCUUUCCAAGAAACAAGUCAUUCCAUCUAUGAGAUACAUGUCAAAGCACAAUAUGCUAGAUCACUCGACAUAUAGAAAACUGACUGAAGUUGCAAUUUCCACUAAUAAUUCAAAAAUAUUGCAUUCCACUAAAGAAGAAUUUUUACAAAGAAAUGUAACCUCAAAUGAUGAAUUUGAUACUAAUAGCAGAGGAUAGUUUUAAAAUUUGUUAAAAUUGAGUAUUUAAAUAGUAUGACUAUAUAUUCAAUAAUGUAUUAAAAAUCAAAUACCUGUGGCUUAUGAUUUCAAAAUAUCAAUGUU